UGCGUGGGAAAUCUAAACCGUGGAAUUUCUUCAGACAUUUAUUGAUACUCUAAUUGUAUGAUCAUAUUGAAUAAUUAAUAUUAACCGAAUAUGUGACAAUUUUGACAUCGAGUAGAAACAUGUCUUUGCUGUAUUCGACUAUUUUUUUUUGACAUGACAAUUUUUGAAAAUGUCAAAAGUUCAUCUGACAGUAUCGUGACGGGUAUCUUUGGUCAUGCAAAAAUUUUCUAUGUAGAAAAAGGCGAAGUAUGUUUGUUUGAAAUUAGAUUUCGGUUUUUUUUUAAUGAACGAAACAAGUUUAUGUGCAAUAUGAACGGAAAUACAGAAACGGAAGCUGUUGAUACUCUUGAGGAAAUAUAUGCAUGGAUAGAUCAAAUUCAAUUUUCAAGACCAAAGAAAAAUAUUGCUAGAGAUUUUUCUGAUGCUGUGCUUAUGGCGGAAUUACUGAAGAAAUAUUAUCCUCGCAACGUAGAUGUGCACAAUUAUGUUUCUGGUAGUAGUAUUGCAAAGAAAGUUGAUAACUGGUGCACGCUCAAUCGAAAAGUUUUAUCUAAACUGGAUAUGAAGCUUGGAAAAGAAGAGAUUGAUCAGUUGUCCAAUUCGCAGCAUGGUGCUAUAGAGAAGGUAUUAAUGGACUUACGUACAAAGAUACUUAAAGAUAGUAAUGCCGAUAGAGAUUCCUUAUACUUUGGCUACGAAGAAAAUGGUAAGGGUGAGACGGUAAGGUCUUUGCUGAAUUCUGAAGAGGUAACGAACAAGACUGUACCACGACGUGUUUUUGUUCGUUUGAAGGAGGAACUUGAAGAGAAGAAUAAAGCCAUAGAAAAUCUGAAUUAUAAAGUUUCACACCUUGAAAGUGUAAUGAAACUAAAAGAUCAGAGAAUUGCAGAUCUUACUACUCAAAUUAUAAAGCCUCAAGAUAAUACUGCUGUUCCUAAAGUACAUGCUUCAGCUAAAAGCAUAUCCAAAUAUCAGACAAGCAAACCUUGAAAUAUGAGCACAAUCACACACAAACAUGAAAUAGUUUUU
Messenger RNA from Cephus cinctus (wheat stem sawfly), 1029 nucleotides. Its product is annotated as sperm flagellar protein 1-like. Gene Ontology annotation, biological process: regulation of cytoskeleton organization. Gene Ontology annotation, cellular component: axoneme. The transcript is spliced from 3 exons. The record is from RefSeq and is a predicted model, not a curated record. The coding region runs from base 154 to 990 and encodes 278 amino acids. Gene Ontology annotation, molecular function: microtubule binding. Lineage: Eukaryota; Metazoa; Arthropoda; Insecta; Hymenoptera; Cephidae.